CUUGGCCGUCCUUCCUUUGGGAGGACGGUCUCGGGAGUUGCCCGGCAUUCGUUUAGGGCGGAGGCUCAGUCGCGGGAAGGACGGGCGCCUCGCUGGCCGGGCCCCGGGGCGCGGGCCGGCCGUGUGUCCCUCCCGGCGCGGCGCGGCUGGAGCCUGCCGCCUUCUCUCCGGAGCCGGGCUGCUGGCCCGGGCCCUGUUCCUCGUCGUCCGGGCUCGGCCGUGGCCGAAUCCUCGUGUGAGAGUCUCCAUCAACGCUAGACCCUUGUUUUUCCUUGACCGCGUCUCCGAGGCUGCGCUAAAGUCCCCUCUGCGGAGGAGGCGUUGAGGGGACACUUUUCAACCCCAAAUACCCUUCAUUUCUUUUCUUUAAGUUCAUUUGUGCGACGACGGCUCCCGACGUAACCUGCCCGGUUAGGGCGGUGCGCGCGCUGGUCGAGGUGGGGGACGCCCGUGUUGGCACAGAAAAGGACGGCCUGUGCUCUCUUGCUCUAGUGGAGGCGACGUUUGUGUCACAUUGACGACUUUAAAGCCACUUGACAGUGUUUCAGUGGAUAGCAAAAUGAGUAACAGAACAGGCCCUUUUUUAUGGAACCUAAGACAAUUCAGUACUUUAAUCCCAACGAGCAGAACUGUGAGGCAAUAUCCUUUGGGACUUUGCAGACCACAAAUGGCUUAUUCUAACUGGAACCCAAGGAACCUUCUCUUAAAUAACUUUGAUAAUAGACUGCAAGCACCUGUUAGAUGUCUCUUUCAGAAUGCCUUAGUUUUUAAAUCAGGAGAUGACUUUCAAACAAAGGGCACGAGCAGUGUGACAGUCCUUACACUUGACAGACUACUUUGUCCUAGGGGACUGUCCUUUGACUCAAAACACUCUCUCAUCUCUGAUAAUGGAUUGAAGAAGAUAAGCUUUCAUCAGGAGGCCUCCAGUGAAGAUGUUCUCACCAAGGAAACAAAGCCAACCCCUGUCACCUCUAGAAAACUGUCUCAGGAGUGUAAUUCCCUGAGUGAUGUGUUGGACACGUUUUCACGAGCCCCUAAAUUUCCUAGCAGUAACUAUUUCUCAGCCAUGUGGACAAUUGCCAAAAGGAUGUCCAAUGAGCAGAGGCGCUUUGAAAAACAGCUGAUGUUUAACCACCCUGCGUUUCACCAGCUGUGUGGACAAAUGAUGAGAGAGGCCAAGAUCAUGCGCUGUGACCACCUGCUGUUCGGUCUUCAUGCUGUGGUGAAGCUUGGAAUUCCUCAGAACACUCUGCUGGUGCAGACUUUGCUGAGGGUGGUCCAGGAGCGAAUCAAUGAGUGUGAUGAGAAAUGUCUUUCAGUUUUGUCAACCGUUCUAGAGACCAUGGAGCCUUGCAAGAACGUGGACGUGCUUCGAGCAGGACUGCGGAUACUAGCUGACCAACAAGUGUGGAAAAUAGAACGUGUCUUCACAUUACAAGCCAUGAUGAAAUGUAUUGGAAAAGAUGCACCAAUGGCUCUUAAAAGGAAACUGGAGAUGAAAGCCUUGAGGGAAUUAGACAGAUUCUCUCUCUUGAACAGCCAGCGCAUGUUUGAGGUCCUGGCCGCCAUGGGUCACUGCUCUGUUGUCCUUCUGGACGAAUGCAGCAAGAUGGUCGUCGGUAAUAUCCAUGGGUGUCCUUUUAAAAUAUUGAUCAGCAUACUGCAGUCUUGUAGAGACCUCCGAUACCGUAAUUUAGAUCUUUUCAAGGGAAUAGCGGAUUAUGUGGCUACAACUUUUGACGUCUGGAAGUUGAAACAAGUUCUCUUUCUCCUCAUUUUAUUUGAAAACCUCGGCUUUCGACAUGUUGGUUUGAUGGACUUGUUUAUGAAGAAAAUAGUAGAUGAGGCUGGCGUUCUGAACGUGAAAAGCAUCGUCUCCAUUCUUCAUGUGUAUUCUUCUCUCAAUCACUUCCACACAUGCCAGACCCGAGAGUUCCUGGAAGCCAUGGCUGGUGCUCUGACUGGCUGUCUUCACCAGCUCUCAUCUGAAAACCUGCUCAACGCCGUGUGUUCCCUCUGCUUGAUGAACCGGUUUCCCCUGGCCGCUGUUAAUCAGCUUCUCCAAAAGGAUGUCAUCGGCGAGCUGCUGACGUCAGGUGACGUGGAGAGGAAUGUUCACAAGCUGCACAUUUUGGCUGCUUGCCUGAAGCUCGACGAUGCUCCUUAUCACAAGGCCGUGGACCUAGCCCUACCACUGCUGCCCCCCGCGCCCUUGCCUCCAAACGCCAAGGUGGCAGAGGCGCUGAGUAGCCUCCUGGGAGAUGGAUGCUUCUCAAAAAAUGUGCAGCUGCCACAUAAUUAUCAUAUUGAUUUUGAAAUCAGAAUGGAUACGAACAGGAGUCAAGUGCUUCCAUUUUCUGACGUGGAUCUGGUAACUUCUGCUACGGAUAUUCAGAGGGUAGCUGUACUGUGUGUUCCCAGAUCUGCUUACUGUUUGGGUUCAACCCACCCCAGGGGAUUCCUUGCAAUGAAAAUGCGGCAUUUGAAAGGAAUGGGUUUUCAUGUGAUCUUGGUCAAUAAUUGGGAGAUGGAAAAACUAGAGAUGGAGGAUGCAGUCACAUUUCUGAAGACUGAAAUUUAUUCAACUGAAGCCCUUCCUACUGCCAAUGCAAACUUGCAGAGCACGUGUUAAAAGUGAAAAGCGACCUUUUCAUAUUAGGAGACAUAAAUUUGUAAAAGUAUCUUUAAUAAAGACUACAAUUCAGUCGUCCAUGAAAUUCACCUGACUGCUCCCCAUAACAAAAUGUGUUACUUCACUUCACUAUUAAAAUUAAUUUUAACAAUAGAA
This is a messenger RNA of Equus caballus (horse), 2788 nucleotides long. It is a transcript of the gene FASTKD2, whose product is annotated as FAST kinase domains 2. Gene Ontology annotation, molecular function: RNA binding. Gene Ontology annotation, cellular component: ribonucleoprotein granule; mitochondrial matrix. Gene Ontology annotation, biological process: regulation of mitochondrial mRNA stability; mitochondrial RNA processing. NCBI's taxonomy places the organism in Eukaryota, Metazoa, Chordata, Mammalia, Perissodactyla, Equidae. The record is from RefSeq and is a predicted model, not a curated record.